This is a messenger RNA of Vicugna pacos (alpaca), 1861 nucleotides long. RefSeq names its product RNA pseudouridine synthase domain containing 1 (gene RPUSD1). The record is from RefSeq and is a predicted model, not a curated record. Gene Ontology annotation, biological process: enzyme-directed rRNA pseudouridine synthesis. NCBI's taxonomy places the organism in Eukaryota, Metazoa, Chordata, Mammalia, Artiodactyla, Camelidae. Gene Ontology annotation, molecular function: RNA binding; pseudouridine synthase activity.
CUCAGUGGUCCGAGUGGCGCCUCUGGGGUCGCUGGACCACUAGGUGCGGAGACGCGGGAGCAGGAGCCGGGGCUGGGCCGCUGCAUCGGGGACCCGGACGGCGCGGCCCAGCUGCAGGUGCCACCAUGGAGCCAGGCAGCAUGGAGAACCUGUGUGUUGUGUACCGUAGCCAUGACUUCCUGGUGGUGAACAAGCACUGGGACGUGCGCAUCGACAGCAAGGCCUGGCAGGAGACGCUGACCCUCCAGAAGCAGCUGAGAUACCGCUUCCCAGAGCUGGCAGACCCUGACACCUGCUAUGGGUUCAGGUUCUGCCACCAGCUGGACUUCUCCACCAGUGGGGCGCUCUGUGUGGCUCUGAACAAGGCAGCCGCAGGCAGCGCUUACAGGUGCUUCAAGGACCGACGUGUCACCAAGGCUUACCUGGCUCUAGUGCGGGGGCAUGUCCAAGAAAGCCGGAUGACCGUCAGCUAUUCCAUCGGCAAGAGCAGCACAGAAGGCCGGACCCACACCAUGUGCAUUGAGGGCACAGAGGGCUGUGAGAACCCAAAACCAAGCCUCACGGAGCUGGUGGUCCUGGAACAUGGGCUGUAUGCAGGAAAGCCUGUCUCUAAAGUGCUGCUGCAGCCCCUCACAGGCCGGACGCACCAGCUGCGCGUGCACUGCAGUGCCCUUGGCCACCCCAUCGUAGGGGACCUAACCUACGGCCAGGCCUCGGGCCAGGAGGACCAGCCUUUCCGCAUGAUGCUCCACGCCUUCUACCUGCGCAUCCCCACAGACACCGAGUGCGUGGAGGCCUGCACACCUGACCCCUUUGUGCCUGCCCUUGAUGCCUGCUGGAGCCCCCACACCUUGGUGCAGCCACUGGGUGAGCUCGUCCAGGUCCUGCGGGCGGCCCCAGACCCUGACCCCAUAGAUGGGGGCCUUGGGCCCUGCAGCCCCUCCACACCCCUGCCAGGGCCAGGCCGGCCCCCACCACCUCCUGCCAAGCCCCCUGAGACAGAGGCACAGCGGGCCUCAUGCCUGCAGUGGCUGUCGGAGUGGACUCUGGAGCCAGACAACUGAGAACACUGUCCUGGGGUGGGGAUGGCAUACUGGGACCCCAAGGGGCAGGGGCUGUGGGUCAGAGCCCUGGACCAGUCCCUGCAGCGGCCAGGCCUGAAGAGGGGCUGGCAGGGCCAGCAGAGGAGCCAGGCAGCUGUGAUUCCAGAGGAUGGAGCCCUUGAGCUGUGGGACCCACACGGCCUCCCUCUUAGCCCCUCUGGGGAAAUCGUGGCUGUUGCCCCAGAGCGCCUCCCUGGCUCCAAAGCCUCACCCCCAGGGGCUGACUUGUAGACUGGCUCUGGAUCACCCUGGAAGAGGAAGAGCCAGGACCUGUGCCAGCCUCAAGGUGGGCUCCUCCUGGGCCUGCAGUGCCCCACUCCACAUUGCUCUGCUUGGACCCUCUGUGCCCGUCACCCCAGCCUGGCUGGGUUCUCCACCUGCAGACCGUGACCCUCCCUGCUAGACAGGUCCUACCUUGUGCCUUCACUUUUGCCAAACUGCUCCGUCCGCCCACAUCCGGAGCAUCUCCCAUGGAAGUGGGCGUGAGCCACACCCCCAGCUUCCACCUCGCUUGCCAUUCCUCCAGACCCAAUGUGAACGCUGCCCCUGUGGGGUCUUCUGGGCGCCAGGUCACAGAUGCUGACUUCACCACCUGCUUGGCAGUUCCCAGUUAGCCACGGGUCAUCAGACCUCAGCCUGGGAAUGAGGGCAGUCACCCCAGAGCUUCCCCUAUCCCCCACAACAUGCCCACACUGCCCCAGGCACAGCUGGGCUCUUAGGACUCAGAAUAAAUGGUCAGUGACUGACUUUGCAAGUAA